AUGGUUAAGCGUGUCGCCGUGCUCUCGGAUGUGUCCGUUAAUGCCAAGGUAACCGAUACCGCCGAAAGAGCAACCCAGAGGGUAUUAAAAAAAACUGAACCAUCAGGAGUGUACACCGAACAGCCAUUCUUCUUCUGUAAGCGGCGUUCUCAGGCCGCGAUAAAUGCCACCGAUGUUCUGGAUUGCGUGAAAGUACCACUUCUCUCAGAGAGCUUUGCGGUAACAAAUCCGGAUUUUCAGCAACAAAAUAGGGAACUGUUCGAUCUAGACAAUUGUAUAUGCGACCAAGUCAAUGAUCUUAAACAGUUUAGUGUUUUUAAUAAUGUAAAAAGUGUUUCCAUCGUAGGUAACCUAGCAUUUUCUUCGAAGUUGCAUCUGUCGAAGCUGUUAACUCAGUCAGGUAAUGUCAAAACCAGUACCCACUUUCGGGCAUAG
Molecule: messenger RNA, 435 nt
Organism: Babesia sp. Xinjiang
Lineage: Eukaryota; Apicomplexa; Aconoidasida; Piroplasmida; Babesiidae
Exons: 1
Coding region: 1-435 (144 amino acids)
Source: RefSeq, a predicted model, not a curated record